This is a messenger RNA of Suillus plorans, 852 nucleotides long. RefSeq lists its product as uncharacterized. NCBI's taxonomy places the organism in Eukaryota, Fungi, Basidiomycota, Agaricomycetes, Boletales, Suillaceae. Bases 1 to 852 code for a protein of 283 amino acids. The transcript has 8 exons. The record is from RefSeq and is a predicted model, not a curated record.
AUGGACGCGGUUUCAUGGUCUUCCGGAGCGUUAGAAUACCGGAUCCACUAUCCUGCAAAAUCAGAUGUCAUCGUGGUACCCAGUAGGCCAGUCACAUUCGGCAAACUUAGAAUGAGUGUGCAGUACCCUAUUAGUGCCAAAGACCUCAACGUCAACCACCUCUCGUUCUGCCCCCUUGAAGCGGCACUGAUAGUGGGCCUUGAUGCGGCAAACAGUGUGGAUGUUGAUAUUAGUACAAACAUUGCGAAGAUGUUUGGGAGAACCCGUUGUAGUCCCGAACGAGGCUUCUGGACUCUGGAGCCCGACCAAAACCAGACACAAACAUCACAUGAUGUCAUAAGUGACGUCAAUGUACAUCCCGCAAAACUGAAACCCGCACCAAAAUUAUGGAACAGCCGAACCAUCCGUUUCAAAGGAUCAUUACACCAAAAAGACUUCAAACAAGAAGAAGUAACCAUCAAAGACGGACAUAACGGCACAUUUACCCUUACAAGACCUAACCAGUUUUUCAAGGAUAUUGCGGACAUCAAACAGUACCAAAUUACCAUAGGCGAUGAGCAAGUCGAUGAACCUCACGUCAUCCACGUCAUGUAUGACAGAAAAUUACAUGGAACGUCACUAUGCCCGUACUUGGUUUUCAAAGGCACGCAAGAAGGACAAGCAUUGGCCCUUGAACGCAAAGACUAUAUGACAGUAACCGCUGCUAUAGACAAAAUGAUGCAGAACGUACCGACCUACAAAGAACAAGUAAAGGAAAAAGACAUUGUCGAGGGUGAAGAGACAUUAUUAUAUUUCCUGAGUUGCUACUAUAAACACUACGAGUCGUCUGGUGACGGCAAAUGUUCCUGGUGA